Molecule: messenger RNA, 1307 nt
Organism: Prunus avium (sweet cherry)
Lineage: Eukaryota; Viridiplantae; Streptophyta; Magnoliopsida; Rosales; Rosaceae
Product: PPPDE thiol peptidase family protein
Biological process (GO): protein deubiquitination
Molecular function (GO): deubiquitinase activity
Source: RefSeq, a predicted model, not a curated record
AGAUCUAGAAGCCUAUCCUUUGCAUACGUUGGUUUUUUACCUGGUUUGUAUUUUGUAGGUGUUUUUGGGGUUUCGGUCAUGGUCUUGGUUUUGGAGCUGGAAUGGCAUUUUCCGUAAUUAGUUAAACUUGGAGGGGUGUUUUAUCUGAUCAGCAAUUCACUACCAAAACAAACAGCGUCUCCCAUUUUAGUUAUAAAAGCGAGUACACGGCGAUGACACUUUCGGCCGCCGGAACCACCUAAGAUUCGUCUUCCAAGAAAAGGAUCAUUAAAAUUUUCUGUAAAGGAAUUCUACGAAUCUUCUGUUCCGGUUUUGGCCCCUCCAAAAUCUCUUCAAUUUCCAAGGCACCCCUCGGUUUGAGCAAUUCUCGCUGCCAAGGCUGUGGAUGUGUAGCGGUUUUUCGCAGCUGGAGCUCCGUUCUUAAUUCUGAUUUCAUUUUGGAGAGACGAGUCUGAGAGAAAAAUGCUGUGUAGGAUGGUGUUGGUGCCCAGGAAGAAGAAGAUUGGGAAAGUGCCGGUUUAUCUGAAUGUGUACGAUCUUACUCCGAUCAAUGGCUACGCCUAUUGGCUCGGCCUUGGGGUCUACCAUUCCGGUGUACAAGUACAUGGUGUUGAAUAUGCUUUUGGAGCGCAUGACCAUGCAACGACUGGAAUUUUUGAAGUGGAACCAAAACAAUGUCCUGGCUUCGUAUUCAGAAAAUCAAUUUUGAUCGGAAGAACAGAUUUAGGCCCCAAGGAGGUCCGUGCAUUUAUGGAGAAACUAGCAGAAGAGUACUCUGGAAACACAUACCAUCUGAUCACCAAGAACUGCAACCACUUCUGUAAUGAUGUGUGUACCAGAUUGACGGGGAAGCCUAUUCCUCGCUGGGUCAACCGUCUUGCUCGACUUGGUUUUUUCUGCAAUUGUGUUCUUCCAGCUGGUUUGAAUGAAACUAAAGUUCGGCAAGUAAAAUCAGAUGGGGUUUACAGUGGGGAUAAGAAGAAAUUGAGAAGCCUUUCAACUAAUUGUGCAUCCUCAAAUCCUCGGCCCUCUUCUUUACAACCCUCCAGUGGGGGGUCUGCAGGCAGAAGUAGCAGACAAAGACACUGUGUUCCUCCAUCUUCCUCUUUGAUCCAUUCUUCAUCAACCUCAGCCUUGACUGUAAAGGUGUGACCUAUUUGAUUGAGACUUUCUAGGGUUUUAGAGUUCAAUAUGAACGACAGACGGGGAAAUUGCAAAUUUUGAUUUUGCCCCGUUGUGUAAUCUGUUUUUAUUAUUAUGUAAAACAGCUGCGUGAAAUUUGUUUCAGUGUUCCUGUUUGUGUAUAA